This is a messenger RNA of Paramuricea clavata, 7084 nucleotides long. The record is from the annotation of a GenBank genome assembly. NCBI's taxonomy places the organism in Eukaryota, Metazoa, Cnidaria, Anthozoa, Malacalcyonacea, Plexauridae.
AUGUCGGAGGCUCUGGCUGUCCAAGGUGGCCGGGUUAAGAUAAAAGGUUUAACUUUUGAAAACCAGAGUUCCUGGAGAAAACCUCGAAGCACAGCAAGAUGACUAACCACAACUCUACUUAAAUCAGUUUUCAAAUAUAUACAUUAAUUAAGUGAGAUCAGGGUCGCCCAUCAAGCAACGAUACCCGAUCCUCAACCUUCACCAUUAAAUAAUAACAUAAAUUUUUCAUACUUUUUAUUCACUUAAAAUAAGCAUUAAAAAUUAAAAAUUCAUAAACCUUGUGGCAAAUCAUGUCAGCCAUGAUAUGUCACGUGGAGUGACUUUAUAUCUGAUAAAAUUCAUCUUCAUUAGUAUUCUUUAUAUAAUUCUUCAUCCUAAUUAGUAUGAUUAUAUAAUUGUUCAUCCUAAUUAGUAUUCUUUUGUAGUCGUAUUUUAAGCUAUACAAAACACUCGAACUCGCGUUUUAUCAUAUCUAAAACGCUCGGCUGCGCCUCUAAAACACUGCUGCUCGUGUUUUAAAUAGUACAUAUAAUCAAUUUGGAUUAAAUUUACCGUAUGUAAAUAAGCAUUAAAUCUUGUUUUUAUUCAGUCGAGGGAAGAACGGAUGAUUCUAGCAAAAUCAUUAUCACAGCGACAAUAGUAGCUGCUGGCGUAUUUCUUAGCAUCGUGCUUAACGUCUUAUUGGUAAAAUACAAACGACAGAACAAACGACGGGCUUCAAAAUUAUCAACGCCUGACAAUUUUCCAUUGGAAAUUUUACCACAAUCAUUGCCAGUUGAUGAGGUGAAUUAUUUAUGGUCACAGUCGUGUUGGUGACACAGUGAAUGGUUAUUAUAUAUGGGCCUUUGGGCAGAACAGUUUCGAACUGAUAGUGCUAUCCAAUUAAUGCAAAUAAAGUUAGGUUUAGUUUAGAUUUCUUUCUGUAGUAUGAUACUGGAUUAAUAAGAGAUGACUCUUACUGUACCUCUAAGAAGAUCAGUUUCGAACUGAUAGAGUAUCCAAUGUGAACAUAGAUUUAGUUUAGGUUUCCUCCUGUAGUAACACUGGACGAAUAACAGAUGGGCCUCACUGAACCUAUGCAACUGGUAGAGCUAUCUAAUAUGAGUAAAGUUACUUUAGUUUGUACUCGAACUUCGGGGGUUUUUCUUUCUCCAGUUUUUCUCCUUUAUAAAAUGACAACUUUUAGAAACUAAUUGUCAAGCACGUAUAUCGUGUGCCUCUGGCUCGGGUGAACUGGCCAACCACACCCUGUGUGUAAUCGUCAUUAAAUAAAUCAUAAUCCUUCUUAUAAAAAACAGGAACCACUUUACGAAACUAUCGCAGAGUUUUACGAUAACGCCAGCACAAGUGGAAACAACAGUAAAGACCAAUCAUCUGAAGGUCAGUAAUAUGUUGAAAAUCCCACUAACCUUGAUAUGUGCAAUAUUUCUUCAUUCUAAGACAAUGUAAUAUGCGUUGAAAAGAAAGCAAUGGUGAUAACUGUUUUCACUGUUCAUGGGCGUACCGGGCGAGGGGGGCAGUAGCCCCCCCCCCCCCAGUUUGUUGGGCAAACAAAGCCAGUCGGGCAAUAUUCGCUUCACAGUCGGGCAAUAUUGGCUUAUUAUAAAAAUAAAUGGGACAAAUUCUGUCAAUUUUGUGAGAAAUGUGCUAUCUAACAGGAAUUUUUCGUAAUCACUCCUUCCGUCGACAACAAUUUUGGAAAAUUUCUCCGGAAAAUUUUUUUGACAACUCGGGCACAAUCCGAAAAAGUCGGGCAAAGUUCUUCCCCCCCCCCUAAUUUUUUCCUUCCCGUACGGCCGUGUCACUGUUGAACGAAGUUAAGAGGUAAUUAUCACUUAUUUACUUCGCUUGGGCAAAAACGGCGGUCGAGGGCCCACAAAACACGCUGUUUUCUCGAGGUUUCUACUAAUAAGUGCUUUACUACAUAGCAAGUGUCAAAUUCUCAAUAAUUCACCUGGUAUUUCGAAACUGUAAAAAGUCCCCUGCUCAGGCGUUCACACUGACCUGAAAUGACGACAUAUACGUGCUAUGGUGCAAAAGGCAAGAAUACAAGUCUUAAACCUCAAGAAAAUUGUAUGGAUUUUUUUAAAUAAAAGAGCUUUUCGGGAGACCUAUGGUGCAAAACAUAACUAGGAGUUAUUAUCGCAAGGAAAGUGCUGUCUUUUUGGCACAUGAACUGAAUGCAAAAGUUUAUACUUCUAGACAAUUAUUUAAAGGGAAGUUUUCUUUUGACCCAAUGGCCUCAUUUCUACGUUUCAUCAUUGGUAGCAGGACAGGCCUGCACAUGAAGGUUAUAUUCCCUAGGUUUCCUGCACAAAUUUGUUCCUCGUUCAUCAUUUAAAACCAAUCACAAACUUAUUCUUAAAUUGUGUUCACGGAAUACGAGUAAAUAGCCAACAUGAAAAUGAAGCCAUUGGGUCAAAAGUGGAUAUUAAGGUUUAUUAAGUAUCAAUCUAUUAGCUGGCAAUGCACACUACUUUAGUACUUUGACUAACGCCAGACCAAUUUACACUGUAACGCCAGACGAUUUUACUUGUGAGUGUCAGUGUUAGAGUCCUGUCAGUAAAUGGGUUAACGAACACAUCUGCCAAUGUCUCUAGUUAUUAACCCAUUAAUUAACAGGCAAUGCACCCUGCUUUAGUAUUUACUGUCUAUCGAUCAACGCCAGACAAUUGUACUCAUCAGUGGGUAGAGUACUGCCAGUGAAUGGGUUAAUUUCUCGUCACGCCCCGAUUCAAAAUUUUUCCUUUUUACAAUUUUUAUUGUUGCUAUUAAUUGUAAAUAUCUCACCGAGAAUUUACCACCCUUUAAAACGAAAAGCACCAUUGUAAUCCUGGGGGGGUCAAACGCCGUCAAAAUUUGCUCAGAGUCAAUGUGAGCGAAAUACAUCUUAAAAUACUAUAAACACAGUUUUGGAUUCUGGUUCCAAUAAUACUAAUACGAAAAAGAUAUGUCCAAAGGGGUCGAAGUUAUGUUCGGCAAAAUGUAUUGCUAGUUUACAUUGUUCGUUAUAUUAUGAAAUAUGAUACCAUACCUUAAAAUUCCCGCCGAACUAAUGUUAUUGUAUUAGGCAAAUGAGAACCAUACAAUAAAUGUUUUAGUUCUUGUUGGUAUUUUGAACGCACGCUUUAUCUUUACUAUAGCUACCACAAAGCUUUUGGCGCGGAUUAUAUUUCGCGCAGUACUAAAAUUUGCGCACUCAGCGCUGCGCGAAUUCUAAUACAGCGCGAAUUUUUAAUACAUGUAAGGUAUAUUGUCGACAUUUGACUAAAACUAUCGUAAGGAAUACACCCUUCCGGAAAGUACGUCACUUUGGCUAUAGAGCCUCGUUUUCGUGUAUGUAACAUCAGUUAAAGUCCGCGUCUCAAUGUAUUAGGAGAUUUUGUUUAAUUAAAACUACUAUGUUUAGUUAAACUGUCAAACCUUUAACUUAAUUGUCCUUGUGUAUAUUCCACAAUAUUGUAUAAAUUCACUGGGUCCAAAUAUUGGGGUUUUCGAGUCGUUUAAUAGAAAAACAUUAAUUCAAAACGCAGGAAAGUCAGAGUGCGACGCAAAAAUGAACACAAGUACACAACGGAUGUUUAUGAGUCAACAACGUACAUUUAUAGUUGUUUAUUAAAAAGUCAAACUAUCAAACCUUUAACUUGUCCCUUGUUUAUAUUCCACUAAUACGUACCACUAUAUUGUAUAAAUUUACUAGGUCCAAAUUUUGGAGUUUUCGAGUCGUUACACAAAGAAAAACACAUUAAUUCAACACGCAAGAAAGUUCAGAGUACGACACAACCUGGACACAACGUAAAAUCCAUAGGAAACCGGCACAAUUCUUUGAAAAUUCAGCGAAACUGUGUGAAAUAUAUUUUGAUCACUCUGACACUCAGUGAGUGAAAAGCCGCCAUUUUAAAACUGGACUGAAUAUGUUACUGGAGCACUUUACCCUUGGAGUUCGGAAUUGUGCGCGUGCGUACAUGUCUAUGGGCUAAUAAACGAAAAAAUGUACCAGAAGCAUAGCAUGAGCCGGCUAUUACGUACAUAAAUACGAGGAAUCGAUGGCAUUUUGGCUUAAUCGUUGCACCCUGAGCCUGCGAUGCGCGAACGAAAACUCGAUUUCUCGACGACGAAGUAAACAGAGAAAAACCCCCAGAAAAUUAGGGAUUUAAGUCCAGUCCAGAGCAGCAGACAUGCUGAAACUCUUGAGAAAACUUUGCUUAAACUUGCUGGUUGACGCGAACAGAUCGCGCCCCACUUUCGAUUUUAUUAUUGACCGGUCAAUAAUUGUUGACCGGUUGCCCCUUCGCCAAAUUAAGCACGCAGUGAACAUGACGUUUCGUGGACCAGCACGUGAUAUGGUUUUGACCAUUCAGCAAACAGGAAAAUUGAGCUUUGACACUUGCUAAAUAAUAGUGAGGGUUGCAACUGUCGCCCGCAGUGGCGGAAAUCUUGGUGGUGGGGGGGACGAAUUUUCGGAAAUUUUGACCUAAUAGGGGGCUAAAAACAGUCUUUUCUAAUGCAAAUAGGGGGGGGGGCGGUAGUAUGUCGGAAAUUUGAAAGUUUUGUCGGAAAUUUAGGAGGCUUUGCCCUUCACCGGAAAAUGUGAAUUUCUGCCAGUGGUCGCCCGCCUAUGACCACCAACUUUUCAACUUUGAACUGGUUCAAAUUUUGAUGAGAGUUUUUGCUAUAUACGUGCGCUAAUAUUCAGUUAAAUCUCGUCAACUGUCAGUUCUUGUUCUCGUUUGAUCGGGGCACGAUAGUUGAGAAAAAUCUCGUUUCACCAGGGCUUUAUAAUCGUCUUUUGUUUAAAGGCUUGGCAUCACUUUACGAUUCGGUUCAAAUUUUGAGUAGAGUUCCUGAGAGUUUUUGUUACGCUUGGUAAUAUCCAGUUAACUCUCAUCAGUGUUCAGCUGGUUCAAAUUUUGAGUAGAGUUCCUGAGAGUUUUUGUUGUGAUUGGUAAUAUCCAGUUAACUCUCAUCAGUGUUGAGCUGGUUCAAAUUUUGAGUAGAGUUCAUGAGAGUUUUUGUUGCGCUUGGUAAUAUCCAGUUAACUCUCAUCAGUGUUCAGCUUGUUCAAAUUUUGAGUAGAGUUCAUGAGAGUUUUUGCUGCGCUUGGUAAUAUGCAGUUAACUCUCAUCAGUGUUCAGCUUGUUCAAAUUUUGAGUAGAGUUCAUGAGAGUUUUUGUUGUGCUUAGUAAUAUCCAGUUAACGAGAGAAUCAGUGUUCAGCUGGUUCAAAUUUUGAGUAGAGUUCAUAAGAGUUUUUGUCGUGCUUGGCAAUAUCCAGUUAACUCUCAUUUUUCAGCUGGUUCAAAUUUUGAUGAAAGUUGAUGAGAGUUCUCGCUACGUGCUGUAAUAUCCAGUCAACUCUCAUACAAUUGUUGUUCUCACUGCAGACUCUCACUGGCCAACUCUUAUUAACUCUGUCGUUUGACCAGGGCUUAUAAUCUUUUGUUUUAUAAGGCAGGGCAUCAGAUCACGAAGUGGUUGGAGAGCCAUCAAAUGCACACAAGUUUUCUGGACACACUGAACUUAAUAAACGACCCGAUACCUUGAAAACGGGGGUGACAGGCGAUGGUGAUUAUCAGGCAUUUUUAAAGGAGGGUGACGAAUACGUAAUACCGGUUCCAGAGGAAGCACAACACGAAACACCAGGUCAAAAUGAAACCUAUGAAGAGCCCAAAUUAUCGCCAGAAAAUCAUAUUUAUACUGAGCUUGAUGUGAACAGAGUACACGGCAGAAAUACAACGGAAGACGGUACCUAUCAGAAACUAGUAAAGCAAGAUUCAGAUUAUGUUAUACCAGCUCACGAGAGAAGAGAGUCGUACCAAGACAUCAAAAUGGGAAGAAGCUUACCAGACAAUACGGAGCUGGAUCUAAGCAAACGCGAAACAGAAGUCUAAUCUUAGACCAGUCCAAGACUCGCAGAACUUUCAGCCCGUUGUAUUUAGUUAUUUAUUGUACAAUCUGAGUUUCCUCUCCUGGUUCUGCGGCGCCUGGUUCAGACUUCAGAUUUGACUACCGCUACCUCUCACCGAUGAAAUGAAUAUAACUGGAACGCUACUUCCCAACGGAAAUUUGAAGCCAAACUUGAAAGCCAGUCCCAGUCUUUUCAUGCAUGCGAAGAGCGCGGUCAAUCCGUCAACAUGAAUACGAAUUUUUGAAAACUGGCUUAAAAUUUACAAAAAAGGUUUUUAACAGCGCUGAAAACUUUCUAUUAAUGCAUUUAUUGAGGUAAUACUUCCUAGUAGACUUUACUUUAGUUUUUUUCCUUAUUGAAACGGCAUGCCCGCUGCCCUGAACUGGUCUCGCGAGAUACUCACCGUAAAAUACUACACCGUAAAAUAUACGUAGUAAUACGUAUCGUAAAAAAUUAUUUCAUGACGCUAACCUCAUCAACAUAAGUUGGUUUUCAUGAGGGGCGUCGUCAUUUUAUAUAUAAAGUAUUAAUAUUUACAAGAGAAUAAAUAGAAACGAAGAAAAAACUAUUUACAAAAGUGCUUGCUGGAUACAGGAGGUGUGACCCAUAUAUUAACAUUGAUAACAGAGUCAAAGAUUAAUAAUUGACCGGGUCAGAUUAUCUGAAGGUAGUUCCAGUUAUAUUCAUUACACUGACUGACUUACAUUACGCAUUUGAUUGGUUAAUCGGGUAGAUUGAACGCAUCUGAUUGGUUAAUCGGGUAGAUUGAACGCAUUUGAUUGGUUAAUGGUAGCGGCAGUCAAAUCUAAACAUCAAUUUACAAUCAAUAAUAGAAAAUAUUUACAAGAAUAGGGUUAGGAAUUUUCUAGAAACCAUAAGGUUUUGGCCCUGGGAGCCAGGUUGUAAGUAAGUUUUAAAAAUAAGUUUUGAAGUGGAAUAAGAUGAGUUUUAAGAAAAAAUGUAGAACAUAGUCAUAAUUUAUUGCCAAUAUGAUUUUAUUUGGUUGAAUCUAAAUGAAGAAAGUACUUUUUUGUUGUUUAAUACGUGCACAGAUCUCAAGUGUUGAGUAGUUGUGAAUAAAUUUGUGCAGCUCUAAAAAUAUUACUUUGUAGUAGCAAGUUUACUCAAUUUUUGUAGAAAUUUAAAAUUUGAAUAAAUUUGUAAUGCUUAAAUACAU